This is a messenger RNA of Lytechinus pictus (painted urchin), 4539 nucleotides long. Its product is annotated as ras-related GTP-binding protein A. Gene Ontology annotation, cellular component: lysosome; Gtr1-Gtr2 GTPase complex; nucleus. Gene Ontology annotation, molecular function: GTP binding; GTPase activity. The coding region runs from base 11 to 907 and encodes 298 amino acids. The record is from RefSeq and is a predicted model, not a curated record. The transcript has 7 exons. Gene Ontology annotation, biological process: cellular response to starvation; negative regulation of autophagy. Lineage: Eukaryota; Metazoa; Echinodermata; Echinoidea; Temnopleuroida; Toxopneustidae.
GGUUUUGUUGAUGGGUAAGAGUGGGUCUGGUAAGACCAGUAUGCGCUCCAUCAUCUUUGCCAACUACAUCGCUAGAGAUACAAGAAGACUUGGAGCCACAAUCGAUGUUGAGCACUCGCAUGUCAGGUUUCUUGGUAAUCUGGUCCUCAACCUUUGGGACUGUGGAGGACAAGAAGCAUUCAUGGAGAACUACUUCACCAGCCAGAAGGACAACAUCUUCCGCAAUGUGGAAGUGCUGAUCUAUGUCUUUGACGUGGAGAGCAGAGAACUCGACAAGGAUAUGCAUUACUACCAAUCUUGCCUGGAAGCCAUCUUGCAGAGGUCACCUAAUGCCAAGAUCUUCUGUCUUAUCCACAAGAUGGACUUGGUCCAAGAGGAUCAGAGAGAAUUGAUCUUCAAAGAAAGGGAAGAAGAUCUGAAGAGGUUGUCCAAGCCCCUAGACUGCACCUGCUUCAGAACGUCCAUCUGGGACGAGACCCUCUACCAGGCCUGGUCCUCCAUCGUCUACCUCCUCAUUCCCAACGUAGAACAGCUCAAGACCAACCUCAUUAACUUUGCCGACAUCAUCGAUGCUGACGAGGUGCUCCUCUUCGAAAGGGCAACCUUCCUGGUAAUAUCACAUUGUCAGAGGAGAGAGCAUAGGGAUGUACAUAGAUUUGAGAAGAUUAGUAAUAUCAUCAAACAGUUCAAGCUUAGCUGCAGUAAAUUGGCCGCAUCAUUCCAAAGUAUGGAGGUUAGGAAUUCCAGCUUUGCAGCCUUCAUAGAUGUCUUUACGCAGAAUACCUACGUCAUGGUCAUCAUGUCUGACCUGUCAAUACCCCCAGCCACGACCCUGAUCAACAUCAAGAAUGCCAGGAAGCAUUUCGAGAAGCUAGAACGAGUCAACGAACAUCCAAUGGUCCGCUGAGGGAACUAUUUAUAGAUUUUGAAGAAGAAAAACUAAUCAUCACACCAAGGAAAUUUUAUCUUCUGUAUGAUUUCAAUUUGAUGUCACAUGAUAUGUCCAUGGUGUGAUGAAAGAACUAUGUUGUAGUUUGGCUGUUAAAAACCUCAUUCAUCAAACUUGAACAAUUUCCAGAACAGCUCAGACUAAGCUCUAUUUCAUAGUUAUGACAUAACCAACAUCCUUCUCCUGCCUAAAAAGAAUCCUCUAUAUGAAUUAGGAAACUUUUUUUACAGACAAUAUGAAGUCGCUAACAUUGCCAUAAUUAUAAAAUACAGCUUUUUCUAAGCCAUCCUCGAAAUUUUGAAAAGAGUUUUUUAACCGCCAAUCGACGAUAUGCAAAUCAGGUAUUACCUAACAAGUAAAUAUAUCCUCUACAAGAUUUCAGUAUGGUGCACAAAAUGUCCUGGAUUUUAUUGGAGAAGUAUAUAUUUAUACAAACCUUAAGAAUACAUCAUAUCGGGUAAAUGCAUUUCCUUUUAAGGUGGAUUUAAUAUAAAAUAUUUUAUUUUAAAAGUAUACUUUAAUCUGCUUCACUAUUUUGUUUUGAAGGUGCAUGAAAUAUUCAUGAUUUGAAAGAGAAUUAUGUACAGACCUUUAGAGUCACCUAUCAUAUCAAUGUAUCUUCUUCUUGAUAUAUGUCUGAAGGUGCACAAAGUAUAAAUGAAUUGAGAGUGAACUACAUACACACCUUAACCAUACUUAAUUAGGCCUUGGAGGCGGCCUCGCAGUUCUGUGGAACUCCCUCUCGGUAAUGGCAAUUUUGAAUAGUGUUUUAAAUUGAAUAGGAUAAAUUAAACUGAUAAAUUGAAUAUUAACUGUAAAAAGUUCCUAUAUGUUGACUGUCUAUAAUUUAACCAUUGAUUCUGACCAAAGUUUUUAAGUCAAAUCAGAGCCAAAAAUGUUGGUCAUUCACUUUAAUACAGAAAAAAAAUCAAUUAUUAUUACUAUCUUUGUGAUAUUGUCCAAAAUGCACCAUUUCGAUAAUUUUAGUCCAAUCUCAAUUACCUUUCAGUUUAAACAUGUAUUGGUAGUGCAAUUUAUUUUUCUUUUUUUUUUCUUUUUCAUUCUUUGAAUAUAUAACUAUAUAUAACUAUAUUGUGUGCAACAUUUAGUGUCCGAUAGAGGAUUUAAGGCCCUGUUCUCAAUCAUUUUCAUAAACUGGUUCCCACUAAACCAAUCUAGUGAGAAUUUGUCCAGCUCAACUCAACGCUCCAAUCGAUUCAAAAAGCAAUCUUAGAUCACCUCAUGAUGUGAUAUAUAAAAAUUGCUUUACUUGGUUAGACCUCAAAGGAUGAUACCACACACAGGGGCCCCGGGGGGGGGGGGGGGGUGGGGCUGCGCACUUUUUUCCAAAACAGUGUACAAAAACUAAAAAAAUACCAUCUGAUUAUAAUUUUUGCAUGGUCAGCCCCCCCCCCCUCACUUUCAAAACCGCUCCGUGGUCCCUGAAACGGGCAUUAGACAUGCGCCCAAUCACAUUGUUAUUGUUGUGGUUAUCAAUGAAUUCCAUCAAUGUCGUAAUUAUUCCUAAAGGGAAUAGAAACAGAUGAGCCCACUGAUAUGUCAAGACAUGAUGCAUGCUUGAGUAUCAAUCGUGGUUUAUAAAUACUUUUAACAGUCACGUGCAUUCUAGAUUUGGUGUUGGUGGCUGGCCACAGUUGCGAUUGAUCUUAUCAUACACAUUUCUCUAUUAGACUUGGUCCUGGGGGUGUUUCACAAAUGUUUAAAUAGUCAGUGUGUCUUACUGUCGCACUUAAAUUCUUGCUUGCGUGCGGUAUAAAAGGCAUAACCACCUUUUUCAAAAUUAUGCACUACUGCGUUUUAAUCAAUAAGACUGCACGUUAAAUAUCAUUUGCGUGUCAGCAUUUAAGCACGAAUCUAAGUCAUACUUAACUCUUUGUGAAAUGCCUCCCUGGAGGCCAUUUCAGAAAGAGUUGUGUGUGAAUACAACUCAACAAAAAAAAAACAUUCACAAUUCCAAAUGUCUGCUUCAGAUUGGUUGAAAAUCUGAUUUUUGUUUGAUUUUUGAAGUGGCAUUUUAUUACAAUUAUUUCAACAUUAGACCCCUGAUGAGAAAAGAUAUUUCAUACCAUUUCAUCUUGCAAACCAAUGCAGAAGUAUUUCUUGUAUAAUUCCCUCUUUGUUACAACAGUACAUUUUAUUUCAAAUAAGUGCAGGGGCCCGUUGCAGAAAGAGUUGCAAUCAAUCGCAACUCUAAAAAUCAUGCGCAACUUGAUUUUAAACCAAUCAACACUGUGCAUUUUGGACUUGCGAUAGAUUUUUUGACUAGCGUUUAAACGCAACUCUUUCUGCAACGGACCCCAGACUUGGCAACAUGUUCAGUUGUAUGGCGUGGUUGAUCAUAACGUAUAGAGCAUUGUUGUAAAAGUGUUUAACAGGCCUUUUUUUAUAAUACAUUUUCCUAUUAUAUCAUAUAAUAUUGUAGCUUAGUUACAUGUACUUGAUUUAGGUCAACACCAUUAUUCAGUUGUGCCCCCUUUUCUUAAAGGUUAAGUCCAUCGCAGAUAACAGUUGAUUGGAAAUGAUAGAGAAAACUCCAACAAGCAUAACACUGAAAAUUUCAUCAAAAUCGGAUGUAAAAUUUAAAAAGUUAUGACAUUUUUAAAGUUACGCUUAUUUUUCACAAAACAGUUAUAUGCACAACUCGGCGAUAUGCAAAUUAGAGAGUUGAUGAUGUCCAUCACUCUAUUUCUUUUGUUUUUUUGUUGCUUGAAUUACAGAAUAUUUCAAUUUUACAGAUUUGACAACAAAGACCAACUUGACUAAAUCAUAAUCUGUUCAAAUGAUGCUUAUUCUACAUAUUCAGGGAGGAAUAAAAUUUGUUUCACAUGACAAUGAGGAAAAAAUAUUUCAUAUAUUAAAAUACAAAAGAAAUAGUGAGUGGGUGACGCCACUAGUCUGCUCAUUUGCAUAUCGACCAGGAUGUGCAUAUGUUUUGCAAAGUUAAGCGAAACAUGAAAAUGUCAUAACUUUCUUAUUUUACAUCAUAUUUUGAUGAAAUUCUCAGUGUUAUGCUUGUUUGAUUUUCCUCCUUUUAUUCAAAUCAACUUUUUAUUGGGGUGGACUUGUCCUUUUAACUUGUCCUUUAAGGACUGUUUCAAAUUUAUACUCAACGAAAGAAUGUUUUGUUUCUUUCUGUUAUUUCAUUUCUGCAUGCUCCAUUUCUUUAUCACUUCCUCAUGGUAAUAUUUCAAUUUUGUCUUUAAUUCAUUCUAAUUUAUUUGAAUAAUUUCAAGUAAAUAAGCAGACAAAUUUUAUAUUGAAAACCCUAAAGAAGAGACUUAAUUGAUGAACUGGAGGUUACCAGAAAUACAGUAACACUAACCCUGAUGUUCUAGUUUAUGGAAUAUAUAUAUGUAUAGAAAGAUUUAUUGCACAUAUUGUCAUUUUGUACAUGUAUAUAAUGAAUGCAUGCUCUUGAAUUAUGUGUUUCAAAAUUGAUUGUACAGUAUGUUUAUUGAUGAUUUUGCAGAGCCAUUUUUAGGCUAUGUCUUGGUGACAUGAAAUAUUUUUUAUGUCUAAGUAAAUAAUGAAUAUAUGAAAAUAUAAAGUACUUUAUAUACAAUGUGAAA